GAGAAGUUUCCUGUGUGUGUGGAGAGAGGAGCAGGAGUGAGGACGCUGGUGCUGGGCUUGUUUUUCACACAUCAGCUGCUUGUUUUUUAUUUUAGAGUUGGCAACAUUGGACACAACACAUUUCAGUGGAGGAGGUGACGGUGACCGGCAUUGAGGUAACUUAAGGAGCUGGAGUCCCACUAAGAAUAGAAGACAAGGCUGCAGAAAGAAACGGGAAACGAUCUUGUUCCCUGAUCUAGAAAACUAAAGAUAUAAUUUCUUCUUUAGCUUCUGAAUGGUUCAAAGAAACGAUUUUCAUUUUAUGGAUAGAAGUUUUUAUCCAUUACAUGAUGAGUCUCACAGGAGAGAGACCACAUCUGUGUUCUGAGUGUGACAGAAGCUUUACAUGCAAAUCAAAACUUAUCAUACAUCAGAGGAGUCACACGGGAGAAAGACCAUUUAUAUGUUCUGAAUGCAGCAAGUGUUUUUCCCAGAAGUCAUGUCUUCUUAUACAUCAGAGGAGUCACACAGAAGAGAAACCAUUUAUUUGUUCUGAAUGCAGCAAGUGUUUCUCCCAGAAGUCACAUCUUGUUAUACAUCAGAGGAGUCACACAGGAGAGAAACAACAUCUGUGCUCGGAGUGUGACAGACGCUUUACAUGUAAAUCACAUCUUAUCAGACAUCAGAAGAGUCACACAGGAGAGAAACCACAUAUGUGCUCGGAGUGUGACAGAAGCUUUACAUAUAAAUCGCAGCUUAUCAGACAUCAGAGGAGUCACACAGGAGAGAAACCAUUUGAAUGUUCUGAAUGCAGCAAGUGUUUUUCCCAGAAGUCAGAGCUUGUUAUACAUCAGAGAGUUCACACAGGAGAAAAACCAUUUGAAUGUUCUGAAUGCAGCAAGUGUUUUUCCCAGAAGUCAGAGCUUGUUAUACAUCACAGGAGUCACACAGGAGAAAACACAAUUAUAUGUUCUGAAUGCAGCAAAUGUUUUGCCAGGAAGUCAUAUCUUGUUAUACAUCAGAGGAUUCACACAGGAGAGAAACCAUUUAAAUGUUCUGAAUGUAGCAAGUGUUUUUCCCAUAAGUCAUUUCUUAUUCGACAUCAGAGGAGUCACACAGGAGAGAAAUCAUUUAUAUGUUCUGAGUGCAGCAAAUGUUUUUCCCAUAAGUCAAAUCUUGUUAUACAUCAGAGGAGUCACACAGGAGAGAAACCAUUUAUAUGUUCUGAAUGUAGCAAGUGUUUUUCCCGGAAGUCACAUCUUGUUAUACAUCAGAGGAGUCACACAGGAGAGAAACCAUUUACAUGUUCUGAAUGUAAGAAGUGUUUUUCCCUGAAGUCAGAGCUUGUUAUACAUCAGAGGAGUCACACAGGAGAGAAACCAUUUGAAUGUUCUGAAUGUAGGAAGUGUUUUUCCCAGAAGUCGCAUCUUGUUAUACAUCAGAGGAGUCACACAGGAGAGAAACCAUUUACAUGUUCUGAAUGCAGCAAAUGUUUUUCCAGGAAAUCACUUCUAAUUAUACAUCAGAGGAGUCACACAGGAGAGAAACCAUUUACAUGUUCUGAAUGUAGCAAGUGGUUUACUAGAAAGGAAACACUCAGUAAUCACAUGCAGAGUCACUCUGAGGGCCUGAAUGCAGCUUGUGUAUCAUAACUAAUGUAACUUAUCACAACUGUAUGAAUUCAAUGGAAACCAAUAUUUAUUUUCUGAAUGUGACAAGUGUUUUAUAUAAAUGACUGUUGAUAAAGACAGGAGAGGUCAGACAAGUGGAAGUGGAGGUACUUUUCCCCUUGGGAAGGUCUCUGUGUUAGGAACUAGAGCUGCAGUAUAACAAUAGCCAAUGACCGUGGGACUGCCAUUACUGAGCUCUGUAAUAUACAGCUGUUCUGCUCAUGCAGGUGCUGGGACUAGUAGAGAGUUCCAGCAGCUCCUCUCAGUACUGGGAUUCCUUCUCUGACCAGCAGGGCUAUGAGUGCUGGGUAUUUCUACAGGAACAAUGUAUGCUGUUCUGUUUCACCGUAUGGGUUAUUGUACGGGGUGUUAUUUUUAACCACUUUUAGAUGCCAUUUUGUCCAUGUUUAACUCCAUUUUGUAUGUGUAUGACCUCAUUGCUUUAUAUACUGUACAUACUUUUUAUUAGGAUUAGUGCUUUGCAGACAUAUAGGCACCAGUUAGAAAUAAAGUCUCACGUUAAGUUACAAGUUUUCUUUCACCUUUGACAUAGUGUGAAAGACGUAGUGAGUGGGAAGUGUAUACAGCUUUUAGGGUGGUUGAUUAUAAUAAAUAAAUGUUCCUGUUAUCAGUAUCUCAGAUGUCUUGAUAAAGGCCCAGUUUAGGGCUGAAACGCGUCGACAAAAAGGAGUGUGAGUAGCAUACCAUCUGGAUUUUAUCUAUUUUUUUAAAUUUUGGUUUUAUUUAAAAAGGAGGAUUUUAUUUCUCUUUGCCACUUUUAUGGUUUGGUCCAUGUAAUGCUGUAUGAUCUUUUUCAUACACUUUCCUCAAAUUUUUUCCCCCCGUGUAUUGUUAAAUAAAUAUUUGUAAACCUUCCUUCUUACUCCAUUGUGAGUGCCAAUAUUUUUUUUCAAUUUUGGCGUGUGCGGAUAACUACAUGGUCCGAACUACAAGCCAUAUUUCCCACCUGGAACCUAAAGAUACCUUGAUGGGAGAUACACAGCACAUCGAAUUGUGAGUUGGGGUACGCCAUAUUGACUGAUCACCCCCACUUUGUGAAGUUAAAGAUACCUUUAUGGGCUUUUUAUCAGCUCCCCGAGUGUGAGUGUUGGGGUACGCACACAAUUACCUUCUAGUGGAAUUACAUCUGUGGUUUAUUUGAGUCCAGUAUAUACUGUACCAUCAAAUAGAAUCUCCCCAAAGAUACCGCUAUUAUUUAGAACCCCCAUUUUAUAUGUGAGUGGGGUACGCAUUGAACCUAUCUGCCUCAGAUUUAUUUACACAUUGCAUUUAAGAUUCGCAAAACCUACUACACAUUGGUUUGCUUGUUUUCUUUUUUCAUAUGAUGCACAUUGGGAGUUUCCAUGAACAAAGCCAAAACCGCAAACUGAAAUCUCUGUCCAGGACCUAAAGAUACCUUGAUAGGAGGUGUACAGCAGUCCAAACUGUGAGUUGUGGUACGCCAUUACAGACUACUAUUAUCCCCUAGGAGAGAAAGAUACCUUUAUGUGUUUUACAUCAACCGUUUGAGUGUGAGUGUUGGGGUACGCAUCAUCUGCCUCCAUUGGGAAUCCACAACAAACGAUUGAGGUGUUGAGCUGAAUUCCCUAUUCAUCACACUGGGUGUUAUAAGAAAUUGAAAGGUUAACCACAUAAAGAAACCGUGAUGCGAUUAAUGCCUCCUCUUUAGAGUGUGAGUGGGGUACGCUUUGGAUCCACCCUAGUUUUAUAGAGGAGUCUGAUUUCUUUUUCUAUUGCUUAAGUGUUGAUAACAUUUACCACACAUUGGUUGUUUUUUGUUAUCCUGUCUUUCAUGUCAACUAUGUUUGGAGACCUUACAUACAAUUGAUUAGAACUGGAGACACAAUUUUAGACCUAAGAACCUUCCAUGCAACUCAAAAGGGAUGUUAUGGUGAUAUUCUACUUACCUUAGCGCUUGUGGUGUACGACAGUAUUUCAAAUUUCUUGUGUUUUGUUUGUUUAUUUAAAUGUGGUGACAUUUAAUUCGAAAUCUGUUACAUCUGAGCUGCACAGCGCCAGUUUGAACCACCCCCUACAUCUUUGUUUCUACAUCUGAAAGGGUACAGUUGUCUAGAAUAACAUAAAUUAUGUUAUCCUGAAUGACUACUGCACCCAGCGUCACAGACCCUGAAUGUAAUAUCUGGUAAGACAAUGUUAGCGUAUCCUUGCAGGGUUAUAAAGCCUAGAGACUUACACAUAGCAAGUAGUUCUGAUGGAAGCUAGGUAUGGCUGCAGCGGACCUAGACUUCUACAAACCCCCUCCAGCUUUUAACUUGCAACAAAGUUAUUAGGCGGGACCCAAGAGAAUGACUGAACUACAUUAAACUACUUAGUUAAUCGAUGACCAUCAUCUGGGACAGAUCUUAUAACAGGGAUAAGAGCAGAGCGUAUCUGAUUUCAUUAUUUUUGGCUCUUCACAAGAUAUCUCCCAUGAUAAGAGAUGUGAAUAAAGAAAAGAGAGUGGAACAGGCACGGCGAUGGAUUGAGAGUGGUGAAACAUUUCAUGAUGUUAUUUUCACAGAUGAAUCGUCUGUUGCCCUUGAGCGGUUUUCCAGAAUGUCAUUCCGGAAACGUAACCAUAUCAUUAAAACCAUGCCCAAAGCAUCCAUUGAAAGUCCAUGUAUGGGGAGGCAUAUCACGAUUAGAAGCUGGUCCCCUAUUAUUUUUCGAAGGGAUCAUGGAUAAGAAAUUUUUCCAAGAAACAAUAGUAGAGGGAUGUAUGGUGCCAUUUGUGAAUAAAUAUUACCCAAGACAAUGAUCCUAAACACUCCGCCUCAGCCAAAUUUAUGGAAGAGAAAGGUAUGAAUUGGGAACGCACACCACCAGAAUCACCAGACAUGAACCCAAUCGAAUUAGUGUGGGCUCAAUUGAAGAGGUACAUUAGGAGUGUUGCGAAGCCAACAACAAAACAGCAGCUGUUGGAUGGGAUAAAGAAAUUUUGGCUAGAAGUACUCACACCUGAACAUUGUAAUAAUUAUAUAAAUCACCUGUAUAAACUAUUACCUGUUAUAGUCGAAAGAAAUGGUCAAGCCACAAAUAUGUAGUUCUGUACUGUAUUUUCUGUUUAAAAUUUUAAAUUGGUGCAUUAUUAAAAAUGUUUAUAAAAUU
Molecule: messenger RNA, 4778 nt
Organism: Pseudophryne corroboree (corroboree frog)
Lineage: Eukaryota; Metazoa; Chordata; Amphibia; Anura; Myobatrachidae
Product: zinc finger protein 84-like
Exons: 4
Coding region: 327-1631 (434 amino acids)
Source: RefSeq, a predicted model, not a curated record